This is a messenger RNA of Dermacentor silvarum, 465 nucleotides long. RefSeq lists its product as uncharacterized. The coding region runs from base 1 to 450 and encodes 149 amino acids. The transcript has 6 exons. Lineage: Eukaryota; Metazoa; Arthropoda; Arachnida; Ixodida; Ixodidae. The record is from RefSeq and is a predicted model, not a curated record.
AUGGUCACAUUGCAAGAGAACGGCAUCGAGACUAUGACCACUAGCGCCAGUAUGAAGGAUGGAGUCCAGGAACCCCGAAAGAGGUCGCUGCGCUUUAUUAAGCGACGCUGGCCUAAUAGAACGGGAAAUUUAGUGUGCUACAAUGGGGAUCAAGUCACUCUUCUUGCUCGCAUUUUCAGCAUUCCUGGCACACACGGUGCAAGCGUUGUACGCAGGCCAGUGCGGACCAACUGUGCCCUGCAGUGGUCCCUGCCAGCUCGGCUUGACGUUCCCUCGACUGUGCGGAAUCUGCGUCUGCGAGCCGGAGUGUCCGAUCUGUCCAUCGCGGUGCUACUACGAGCGCCGAGCAGGCAUGUGUCCGGCCUGCGCACCUACCCGCCACUGCUACAAGUAAUGGCAUCGCCGGAGUUAUGUUGCUCGGAACUGAAUAAAAGUUUGUGGACUCGUUGAUGGCUGCCGGAAUAU